This is a messenger RNA of Nicotiana attenuata, 525 nucleotides long. RefSeq lists its product as uncharacterized. Lineage: Eukaryota; Viridiplantae; Streptophyta; Magnoliopsida; Solanales; Solanaceae. The coding region runs from base 1 to 525 and encodes 174 amino acids. The transcript has a single exon. The record is from RefSeq and is a predicted model, not a curated record.
AUGUGUCAGAGGAAAUAUGCACUCGAGCUGCUGUCUGAGUCUGGUCUAUCAGGAGGAAAACCAGCACUCACUCCACUGGAAUUCAAUCACAAGCUUACUUCCAUAGAGUUUGAUAAGUUGUUCAACAAGGAGGACUUGUCUGAUGACAGGUUGCUUGAAGACAGAAGUGGCUAUCAAAGAUUAGUAGGAAGGUUGUUCUAUUUGACCAUGACUAGACCUGACAUAGCAUUUAUGGUACGGGUUCUGAGUCAGUUCAUGUAUGCUCCCAAACAGUCACAUCUAGGUGCUGCUAUGAGAGUUAUCAAGUACAUUAAGAACAAUCCUGGUCUUGGGUUAUUUCUACCAUCAACUGGCAGUCAAAAGCUGGUUGCCUUCUGUGAUUCAGAUUGGGGAGCUUGUGUAGAGACAAGAAAGUCAGUUACAGGUUAUGCUGUGAAGUUUGGAGAUGCCUUAAUCUCCUGGAAAUCAAAGAAGCAAGGAACAGUUUCACGAAGCUCAGCUGAAGCAGAGUUCAGAAGGGGUUAG